Arctia plantaginis is the source of this 681-nucleotide messenger RNA. The record is from the annotation of a GenBank genome assembly. Lineage: Eukaryota; Metazoa; Arthropoda; Insecta; Lepidoptera; Erebidae.
AUGUUUAAGCUUGUGCUAUUGUGUACAGUCUUCGCUGCAGCGGCGGCCAAGCCUGGGACUGUGAUCGCAGCACCUUUCACGCAGUACUCUACUUUCGUGGCACCAGCAUCUACAUCCAUCUCUAAAUACGACACCAGUGUAAUCCACCCAACGCCGAUUCAUUAUUACACUGCACCAUUGGCAUACGCUCACUUGAUCAAGAAGCGCUCUCCUCAGCUGCCUUUGGCGUACUACACGCACUCUAACUACGUUGCGCCUACUACCUAUAUAGCGCCAAACACUUAUGUGGCUACAGCUCCGCUAGUUUCCAGCACAUCGUUUCUGCCAGCUGUUGCACCGAUCUCGCCAGCUCUGCACUUAAUAAAGAAGAGGUCCGUGCUAGCAGGGGCAUACUUCCCUCCACAAGUCUACACUGCAGCUUCAACUCCAAUCCUUACCACUUCGUACGCAUCAGCCGCCGCUCCUUUGAUCCCCACAGCUCAUUUGUACCCUGCGAACGUUGGUUACACUCACCUUAUUAAAAAACGUUCUGCUCCUCUUCUUAAUACCUAUAUUGCUCCCACUGCUUAUUCUCACCAGUCUAGGUUUGACCUGCAAACUUCUCAUACACCCCUCACUUCUAUUACCUACAGUGCCCCUAUUGCCUAUGCCAACAACCUUGCAUACUCUCAUGUGUACUAA